GCUGCGUGAGCUGCUGGUGAAGGAGGAGGCGUUGGCCCUGCCACGUUUGGGUUGCGGUUCCCGGCUCUGGCGCGGGCGGUGCAGGAGGAGGUGGGGCUGGCGCUGAAGCCGGAUCCGGAUCCGGUGCCGUGUAGCUGGGUGGAGGAGAGUCCCACGCGUGCGAGGAGGAGCACCAACGGUUGGGCCUCUGCAGACCUUACUGGAAAGAUGAAACCUGAUGAAACGCCAAUGUUUGACCCAAGUCUACUCAAAGAAGUGGACUGGAGUCAGAAUACAGCAACAUUUUCUCCAGCCAUUUCUCCAACACAUCCCGGAGAAGGUUUGGUUUUGAGGCCUCUUUGCACUGCUGACUUAAAUAGAGGGUUUUUUAAGGUACUGGGUCAGCUAACAGAGACUGGAGUUGUCAACCCUGAACAGUUUAUGAAAUCUUUUGAGCAUAUGAAGAAAUCUGGGGAUUAUUAUGUUACAGUUGUGGAAGAUGUGACUGUAGGACAGAUUGUUGCUACAGCAACUCUGAUAAUAGAACAUAAAUUCAUCCAUUCCUGUGCUAAGAGAGGAAGAGUAGAAGAUGUUGUUGUUAGUGAUGAAUGCAGAGGAAAGCAGCUUGGCAAAUUGUUAUUAUCAACUCUUACUUUGCUAAGCAAGAAACUGAACUGUUAUAAGAUCACUCUUGAAUGUCUACCAGAAAAUGUUGGUUUCUACAAGAAGUUUGGAUAUACAGUAUCUGAAGAAAACUACAUGUGUCGGAGGUUUCUACAGUAAAAAUCUUGAGAGGAUCUAAUGCUACAGCACUUCAUUCUUCCUAGAAUAAAAAAACAUUUUUGUUACUGCAACCCAGUGACCUCCAUAAUGCUGGACUGAAAAAACAUUGGACUACUACAAGUUUAAUGACAUUUAGAAGAUUACUUUAAGAUGGUGGGACAGUCUGUGAGUUUAGAUUACAAAUGAAUAUUAUCAAAGGGGAUGAUUUUUAACCAAAGGAAUAUAUUUUUAACUUGAAUCUUUUCUUGCAUUGUAUUUUUCUAAAGUUUGGCUUCAUUUCUUGAUAGUCAAGAGUAUGGGUAGUAAGGAGUUAUAGGUAUGCUGUCUUUGCUGCUCAUUUUUAAAAAGUAUACAUUCACAAAAUUAAAUAUUUUGUUUCAAAGAAACAUCUAAAUAAACCUAGAGGUGUAUCAUUUCUCACAUAUUAUAGGAAGUUGGAUAAAUUACUUAGAACUAAGUUUGUCCAUCUUAAUGUUGGCAAACAACUUUGUCAACAUUGUAAAGAAAGAAAAAUUAGCUUAUAAAAUGUGACAAGAUUUUAAGUACAGUAGUUUAAAUGUUUCAGUAAAAGUUCAUACUGUUCUUAUGGAGAUCAAGUACCACCUGUCUUACUGUAAAACAAUAAAUUUGCCCAAGGGCAAAUAAAACAGGCCAUCCAAGGUACGCUUUUGUGGAAUUGUGUGUGGUACUAGUGAUUGAACCCAAGUUAAAGUACCUUUUUAAUAGUGAACUAGCAACUCUAGGCAUAUCCCAGUUUCUCUUUUCAUGGGUAUCUGAAACCUUUCUUCUGUCAAACAUUUUUAUGAAACAUGGACAGAUUAUAAAAUUUGAGUGAUAUUUAAAAAUGUAUGGUACUAUAAUUGCCACAUUGUUAAAAUACUGAUGGAAGCUUUUAUAUUUAAUGUGAUUAUAAUGGUACUAUUAUUCUGAUCACUAUCUUGUUUUGAUUUUAUUUAUUUCAAUUAUUUUUUAAAGUUGAAGAAUUAGAUGCUUAUUAAUGGUUCUAAUCUUUUGCAUUCCAUGUUAUA
Molecule: messenger RNA, 1790 nt
Organism: Marmota flaviventris (yellow-bellied marmot)
Lineage: Eukaryota; Metazoa; Chordata; Mammalia; Rodentia; Sciuridae
Gene: Gnpnat1
Product: glucosamine-phosphate N-acetyltransferase 1
Molecular function (GO): glucosamine 6-phosphate N-acetyltransferase activity
Source: RefSeq, a predicted model, not a curated record